Messenger RNA from Annulohypoxylon truncatum, 754 nucleotides. RefSeq lists its product as uncharacterized. NCBI's taxonomy places the organism in Eukaryota, Fungi, Ascomycota, Sordariomycetes, Xylariales, Hypoxylaceae. The transcript is spliced from 2 exons. The coding region runs from base 286 to 720 and encodes 144 amino acids. The record is from RefSeq and is a predicted model, not a curated record.
AGUAGUCUUAGUGAAUGAUACCGAGUGACGAGUCAUCAUGAGUAACGCGCCAUAUAUGAUCGUGGUGAGCCCACCUGACUCGGUAGUCGAGUUGUAGCCCUUUAGUAUCUGAUCGAAUUUUUGUCUGUCUUUUCCUGCUAUCGUAUCUCCUAGCGAGCAAGUAGCCGUUGAGCGGUGUCUUCGUAAUCAUACGUUUCAUUUUAAUAAACAAGCGAAGCUUGUUGCCAUUCUCUAGUUAUUAAGUCCUUCGUUAUACCAGAGCCGUCAGAAUAAUCAAAAGCAGAGAUGUUAUUUCUUGCUUGUCCUAUUCUGUUCGCUGCAGUCGCCAAUGCACUCCCAUCUCGGAAAAUAUCAAGGCAGGAUACAGUUGACGUUGGAGGAUUCAAGAUCAAUGCGGCGAACAGAAUAAUUCCCGUCGUCGUUGGCGGAACACAAGAUACUUUCGUACCAAACAUGGUAACAGCGGCAGUUGGCGACAUUAUACAAUUCCAGUUCAGUAACGGCAACCAUACUGUGACGCAGAGCGCUCAGGAUACGCCUUGCCAACCGCUCCAGGCUACCGUCGCGACCGCUAUCCACAGCGGGCAUAUUCCAUUCCAAGAUGGCCAGACGACAGUCGGCACAUUCAAUAUGCCCGUCACUAACACCGAUACCAUGUUCUUGUAUUGCGCGACGGGUCCACAUUGUCAACUGGGACAAGUCAUGGUCGUCAAUCCGUAAGUCGACUUACCUUGUCCACAGACCAUCUAGCUAA